This is a messenger RNA of Colletotrichum chrysophilum, 1788 nucleotides long. RefSeq lists its product as uncharacterized. Bases 1 to 1788 code for a protein of 595 amino acids. Gene Ontology annotation, biological process: transmembrane transport. The transcript has 5 exons. The record is from RefSeq and is a predicted model, not a curated record. Lineage: Eukaryota; Fungi; Ascomycota; Sordariomycetes; Glomerellales; Glomerellaceae. Gene Ontology annotation, molecular function: transmembrane transporter activity.
AUGGCUGCCAUCCAACCUUCGCCGCCUCGCACGGCCGAGCAGGGCCAUGCUGCAUCUGAGAGCGACAUCGAAAAGACGACUGGUCAGAAUGUGGUCGACAUCCAUGCCGACCCCUUGAAGACGGAGGCAGAUGACGCCGGCUCCGAGCAUAAGCAGGAGGGUGUCAAGAAGGUCGAGGCAAUCACUACGGUGUGGUCAACGAAGAUGCUCUGGGUUGUCUUCGUCUUGCUGUACCUGGUCGCCUUCGUCGAUAACCUUCUUCAAUCUGUCCAGAGUAACUUGACACCCUACGUCACCUCCGCCUUCGGCCAGCAUGGACUCCUGUCUACGACCAGCAUCAUCUCUACGAUUCUGGGUGGUGUCUCGAAGCUUACCAUCGCCAAGAUCAUCGAUAUCCGCGGCCGUACCGAAGGUUUCUCCUGGAUGGUCCUCCUCAUUAGCAUCGGUAUGAUCAUGAAGGCCACCUGCAAGAAUGUCGAAACCUACGCCGCCGCGCAGACCAUCUUCUGGGUUGGCCACAUCGGCUUGCAGUACAUCGUCACCGUCUACCUUUCCGACAUGACGUCCCUGAAGAACCGAAUGAUCAUGAUUGGUAUCAACGGCACCCCGCUUAUCGCGACGACCUUCGCCGGCCCAAAGAUCUCGCAGCUGUUCUACGACAACGUUAACUUCCGUUGGGCUUUCGGAGCAUUCGCAAUCAUCCUCGUUGGUAUUUGCAUUCCCGUGGCGGUGAUCUUCCUCAUGAGUGAGAUCAAGGCGAAGAAGAUGGGCCUGAUCCCUCCCAAGGUUAAGACUCGCAGCACUUGGGAGUCUGUUAAGCACUACUUCAUUGAAUUCGACAUCGUCGGCUUGCUUUUGGCUUCCGGUGGUUGGUCUAUGCUUCUGUUGCCUUUCAGUCUCGUCAGCUACACCUCGCAUAGCUGGGCUAGCCCGACGAUCAUUUGCCUCAUCGUCUUCGGUGUGGUGGGCCUGGCCCUUUUCGCCGUCUGGGAGAAGUGGUUCGCGACAGUCUGUCUGUUCCCUUACCACUUCUUGAAGGACCGCACCGUCCUCGGCGCCUGCUUGGUGUAUGGCAUCAUGUUUGCCUCGAUUUACUGCUGGGAUUCGUACUACCAGUCCUACCUACAGGUUGCGCACAACCAGGACAUCACCAGCUCAGGCUACAUCCUCAACACCUUCAGCUUGACCUCAGCUAUCUUCUCGCCUCUGAUCGGACUUCUUAUCCGCUACACUGGAAAGUUCAAGUGGACUGCCAUGGCCGGCAUCCCCAUCUGCGUUCUCGGCACCGCUCUUCUUAUCUACUUCCGUCAUCCAGGAACCAAGGUCGGCUACCUCGUCAUGUGCCAGAUCUUCAACGGUGUUGCCAGCGGCAUUUGGGCCAGUACCUCCCAGCUUGCCGUCAUGUCCUCCGUCACUCAUCAGCAAGUCGCUAUUGGUCUCGCUCUACACGGUCUCUUCGGUUCUAUCGGCGCCGCCAUCGGCCUCGCUAUCGCCGGUGGUAUCUGGAACAACGUCCUCGAGAACAACAUCUACAAGAACCUGCCUGCUGACAGCAAGGACCUCACGGCCAAGAUCUUCGGAGAUCUUACCACUCAGCUGUCGUACCCCAUGGGCAGCCCUAUUCGCGAGGCUAUCAUCGCCGCGUACGCCGACGUGCAGAGGAAGAUGGUCAUUGCUGGUUGCGCGUUCAUUCCUCUCAUCUUCGUGUCCUUGGUCAUCUGGCGUAACAUCGACGUCAAGACCGUGGAGGAGAAGAAGGGCAAGCAGACCAAGGGAACCGUGUGGUAA